AUGGCGGAGAAUGGAUACGAGAAGUACAGCUAUGGCGAGCACUACCUGCAGAACGUCUACGUGCAUAUACCCCCCUCGCCCGCCCCAGCCAACACCGGCUACUGGAUAGUGUACAUUCAUGGCGGGGCAUGGCGGGAUCCAGACAUCCUGGCGCCCUCCUUCAAGGCGGCGCAGGACCACCUGCUCUCCGACCACUCCGUCUCAUCCAGCAUAGCAGGAAUAGCAUCCAUCGACUACCGACUGUCCGCACACCCCAACCACCCACAGGACCCUACCAGCCUGGAUGCAAGCGAGUACCGCAACGCCAAACACCCGGAGCACAUCCACGACGUGCGGGACGGGCUGGCCCUGCUGCAGUCCAUGUACGGGUUCGGCGAGCGGUACGUGCUUGCGGGCCACAGCUGCGGCGGCACGAUGGCGUUCCAGGUGGUUAUGAACCGCGUGCUGAGUGGGUAUGAAGUUGUUCGUCCCGUGGCGGUGGUGAGCGUGGCUGGCGUGACGAACCUGCUUGGUCUGGUGGAGGAGAAGGCGCAUAUAAGUGCGUACCGGGAGUUUGUGACGGGGGCGUUUGGGGAUGAGGCGGAGCGGACGUGGGAGGUUGUGUCUCCUGCGGUGGACGGGGAAGGGGUAGGGGGCGUGGUUGAUAGUUGGAAUAACGGACGGGUGGUGGUGAUGGGGUUUUCGGUGAAUGAUGAAGCGUUGCCGGGGAGUCAGUUGGGGUUUAUGAAGGGGACGGUGGAUGCGUGGGUUGCUGCUGGUGAUGGGGGUGCGGAGAGACGGGUGAGGAUUGUGGAGGAUAUGGCUGAGACGCAUGAUGGGAUGUGGAUUAAUGGAAGGGAGGUUGCGGAAGUCAUUGCUAUUGGUAUUAGGGAGUUGGAGGAUAUGCAGGUUUAG
This is a messenger RNA of Trichophyton rubrum CBS 118892, 894 nucleotides long. RefSeq lists its product as uncharacterized. The transcript has 2 exons. Bases 1 to 894 code for a protein of 297 amino acids. The record is from RefSeq and is a predicted model, not a curated record. Gene Ontology annotation, molecular function: arylformamidase activity. Lineage: Eukaryota; Fungi; Ascomycota; Eurotiomycetes; Onygenales; Arthrodermataceae.